AUGCCUCGCGUUGCCCACACCGCCGUCUCCACCGAGGAGGCAGCCGACCGCCUCGCCAUCCGCGAGCUCUUUGACGAGUACGCGCGCUGUGCAGACCGCCGUGAUGCCGCUGGACAACAAUCUCUCUUCACCUCGGACACCAAGUUUUCCGUCUACAUGUCCGGCGAGGGCAGCGCGGCCUCUUACGUCCUGACUUCGCGUGAGGCGCUCGCUCCCGUCUUUGCAGACCUGAACAAAUACUCGGCCACGACGCACUUUAACGGCCAGUCGACUGUGGCCUUCACGGACGCCACACACAAGAAGGCCACAGGCGAGUCGUAUACCCUCGCACACCACCUAUACACCGAAAACGACGCCAGGAAGAUAAUGGUCGCUAGUCUCCGCUACCAUGACGUCUUCGUCAAGGAGGCUGAUGGACUGUGGUACUUUGCUGAGAGGGAGCUGUUCUUGGACUGGGCAGAGGUGAGGAACUGUCCUGCUCAGUAG
Messenger RNA from Apiotrichum porosum, 486 nucleotides. RefSeq lists its product as uncharacterized. NCBI's taxonomy places the organism in Eukaryota, Fungi, Basidiomycota, Tremellomycetes, Trichosporonales, Trichosporonaceae. The record is from RefSeq and is a predicted model, not a curated record. The transcript has a single exon. The coding region runs from base 1 to 486 and encodes 161 amino acids.